Molecule: messenger RNA, 2347 nt
Organism: Cucurbita moschata (crookneck pumpkin)
Lineage: Eukaryota; Viridiplantae; Streptophyta; Magnoliopsida; Cucurbitales; Cucurbitaceae
Product: probable galacturonosyltransferase-like 1
Exons: 2
Coding region: 930-2114 (394 amino acids)
Cellular component (GO): Golgi apparatus
Molecular function (GO): glycosyltransferase activity
Source: RefSeq, a predicted model, not a curated record
UUCUCUAGUGCUCUUACUUUAUGCACUACUUGUGAUAUGUGUUUCCUGUUUUUUGGUGAAGAAGUUCAGAAUAUACAGAUGGGUUUCUGCUGCACAUGGUACUACCAGAAACUUGUUCAUCAGAUUUUGUUUAGCUAUGGUUCUAUCCAUGUUCAUUAUUUCAAUUCUAUCUCAGUAUUUGUUUCGUUUUCUCAAGUCUUCGAUUCCAGUUUGGUUUAUUUUUGAACUUCAGUCUUGCACUAGGUUCGUGAAAUACGUCGUUCUGAUCGAAGAGCAGGGCAAGGAUCAGGAUCAUCACCCCUUGAUACCAUGUUGGGAACUAGUAGGUCAGUGAUUGUGGCUUUCAAGAUAUUUUUUGUUUGAUUUAUAGGGAAUGACCUAACAGAAGCAGGUGAUCUUUAAGCUGGAUGGUACUUGACCAUGUUUAUCAGAAGAAUGCAGAGAAAAAGGGUAGGUGCUUGCUAUUGAUGUUAGAUAUCAGCUGAACUUAUAAUAUAGUGAUGUCGCUCGUAGUGUUCAAUUGGCAAAGGUUUGCAUUUAGGUGCCUUGGAGAAGAACGUUCUUUGUUUGAGUUUGAAGUCGUUACCUUGUAGGAGCUACGUGAGUGAGACCCUUCUCUCCGUUUUUUUUUCUUAUUUCCAUAUGGUGUGAAUCACUUUAACUUCACCCGUCACUCGUGUCGUGUAGUUUUAGCAAGACUAACAAGUGGUCAACUGAAUUUAUGAACGGCAGACUCCAUGAGAGGUCAUUCGGAAGGACUCCGAAUAGUUCGAUUUUGGGGUAUGGUAGUUGACGCGCUACGGGUUAUUUAUUUUUAGCUGUUGGUUGGUUAUUGUUCAUCUUUUUGAAGACCAGACAAUAUGGAACUUGCUGAGGAUGCCCCUUUUCUAUUAAUUGUAACAUCAUACUUCUUAAUUAAAAUUUAAUCUAUGAAGAGCUCGUUGUUGUUGUUGGAAUAUUUUCUGAAACCCCAUUUGAAAGCUAAAGCUACUCACCACCGGCCGGUCACCAUCUCUCUCAUUCUCACCAUACACAUAAAAACCCAUCUCUUACCUUUCCUCCUUCCUCACUUCCUCUCGCCGGCCGCCGCCAUGUUUAAACCUCGGGCCGCUCUUCUCUUCUUCAUUUUCUCCUUAACUGCCGUCAAUGCCACCGUUCUAUUCAAGGAGGCACCCCAAUUCUACAACUCCCCUGACUGCCCCUCUGUUUUCGAGGGUGAGGAAGAUGGCCAUCGUCUCUGCUCCGACGAUGGCGUCCACGUUGCAAUGACAUUGGACACGGCUUACAUCCGGGGCUCCAUGGCGGCGAUCCUCUCCGUUCUGCAACAUUCACCCUGUCCCCAAAAUGUAAUCUUCCAUUUUGUUUCCUCUGCUUCUGCAAAUGCUCUGUCUCUCCACGCCACCAUUUCCUCCUCCUUUCCUUAUCUUAAAUUCAAAAUCUACCCCUUCGACGAUGUCGCCGUGUCCCGUUUGAUCUCCACCUCCAUCCGCUCUGCCUUGGAUUGUCCAUUGAACUAUGCUCGUAGCUACUUGGCUGACCUCCUCCCCCUCUGCGUUCGCCGUGUUGUCUAUCUCGAUUCCGAUAUAAUCCUCGUCGACGACAUCGCUAACCUCGCCAACACUCCUCUUAACGACGCCGUCCUCGCUGCCCCUGAGUACUGCAACGCCAAUUUCACGGCCUAUUUCACUCCCACUUUCUGGUCCAAUCCCUCUCUAUCUCUCACCUUCGCCAAUCGCAACCCCUGUUACUUCAAUACCGGUGUCAUGGUCAUCGAUCUCUCCCGGUGGCGCCUCGGCGACUUCACCGCCGAAAUCGAAGAAUGGAUGGAGCUUCAGAAGAGAAUGAGGAUCUACGAGCUUGGAUCUCUACCGCCAUUCAUGCUUGUUUUCGCUGGAAACAUCGUCCCCGUCGACCACCGGUGGAACCAGCACGGCCUCGGCGGGGAUAAUUUCCGGGGACUCUGCCGGGAUCUACACCCGGGUCCGGUGAGCCUGUUGCACUGGAGUGGAAAGGGGAAGCCAUGGGCCCGGGUGGAUGCGAACCGGCCGUGUCCGUUGGACUCUCUGUGGGUCCCUUAUGAUCUGUUGCAGACUCCAUUUUCGUUGGAUUCAUGAUUGGUUGAAGCUGGUGAAAAGGGUUUGGGGUUUAAAGAUUACAGGGGAAGGCGUCGGAGAAGUUAUAAUUGGCCGGAAACAGAGAAAUAAUGUAUUUUUAAAAAGGGAAGUUAUAAUGUAUGAUCAAUUUUAUGUCUUUGAAAGGUUAUAUAGCAUAGAUUUUGAUAUAAUCAAUUUUUUUGGAUUAUUAAUUUGGAAAAAAAUCAUUUUUUUUUUGUUGAGACGGGAUUUAA